Molecule: messenger RNA, 1706 nt
Organism: Mya arenaria
Lineage: Eukaryota; Metazoa; Mollusca; Bivalvia; Myida; Myidae
Exons: 1
Coding region: 1-1596 (531 amino acids)
Source: RefSeq, a predicted model, not a curated record
AUGACUCAUGGCAUAGGCGGGAUAUCCCACGGAGGCGGGGGCGGUGGAGGGGGAUUCAGUGGCGGCGGCUGGGGUGCCACAACUAUCACUCACGUGCACACGUCAUCGAGCAGACGACGGGGUAGCAAUGGUGCCAACAACGCAGACGAUAGCUGUGCCCUUUGUUGGCUUAUUGGCUUCCUGUUGUGUCUAGUAAAGAUGCCGUCAAAGACUCGCGUCAUACUCACGUGGAUUUAUGUGAUAGUUGCCAUCGUCGUUUCCGGCGUUUUAAUUGCAAAGCACCACGGAAGUAGAAGUAUUUCCGUAUCGCCAUCAGAUGAGAGAUUUAUUUCACCUCAGUCCGUGACGUUUUGUCAGUCAAUGGUUUUGGACUAUUAUCAGUUAAUAGACUAUUUUGUGUUUGAAAAGGAACCAGAUAUUAUAACAAACAACCGUACUUAUGUAACUAAAUCAGUCUCAUCAUGCGUUUGGAGGGAUACGUAUGAAUUUUGGGGCUUCUAUAUGCUUUCCGGCUCCGAUCUUGGAAUUUCGUUUACUUCAGACAUUGGAUAUAUGACGUUUUACCUUAUUAAAGGUGACGGUAACUUCAACAAAUGGAAAGACAACAGUGACUGUGAUGACUGUUAUCUGGUGAAGCGCCAGUGGAUGAGUGAUUCAUUCAACUAUUCAAUCCCGUCUUCCGACCAGUAUUACGCGGUAUAUGCCAACGACGACCUAUUUGUUAGGCAAUGUUCAAUCGUUUCUGCAACAUUCAGGUUAAACAGAACACAAUACGAUCUGUCCUCGGGAGUGAAACAAUGUUCACAAAACUUUGACUGCACUGUUGACAUAAAUCUCGUUCAUCCUCAAACGGUUGUAGUCCAAAUUCCUGACUAUGCCUCAUUCGAUUCUGAUAUAAAUGUUUACUGCACUCCUCGUGCAUACAUGUACUUUAUGAUAUGUGGCCUUUGCCCGGCAGUGAUCGGUUUAGCAAUCACAAUAGUGGUCCUUAAAUUAUGGAAAAGGAAAUUUCGUAGGCAAAGAAGAGACAGUCUGGUCCACAUUGUAUCCAACGAUGAACGAAUGCACGGCUUUGCAAACGACAGCGCGUCCGUAGGUCCAAGUCCACCAACAUACGAGGCUUCCCAACAGACUGUCACACCAACUGCUCCUCCACCCAGUUAUGAAAAAGCAAUGACUGCUGAAGCAGGGAAAAAACAGCAUCGUGCUACCAAGGUGACAACUAAAUCCGCUACUACUGGGCUACCUACCCAACCCGGAGCUACAAGGACACCUACUCAAUCCGCUACUUCUGGAGUAACUACCAAAUCCGCUGCUUCUAAAGUUACAUCCAAAUCCUCUGCUACUAAAGUAACUACCAAAUCCGCUGCUUCUAAAGUUACAUCCAAAUCCUCUGCUACUAAAGUAACAAUCAAAUCCGCUGCUGCAAGUUCAACUACAAAAUCCGCUGCUGCAAGAGUAACUACCAAAUCUGGUGUUGCUGGGCAAGCAAGGAAAGACAAUGCUGCAAAGGCAACACAUAAAAAUGAUGCUACAGUUAUACCAAAAACAACUGGCGAUAUUAAUACAGACAAUGAAGAAAAAAACACAAAUUAAUAAAUAUGGUAGAACAAUUUUGAAAACGACAACAUUGUGUUUUUGUUGUGAUCUAUAUACUUUUCAUAUUCAUAUCCAUUUCCUUGUCAAUAUUCAAUAGCAAGACAUAA